Messenger RNA from Periophthalmus magnuspinnatus, 1926 nucleotides. RefSeq names its product beta-1,3-galactosyltransferase 5. The coding region runs from base 215 to 1321 and encodes 368 amino acids. Lineage: Eukaryota; Metazoa; Chordata; Actinopteri; Gobiiformes; Gobiidae. Gene Ontology annotation, cellular component: membrane. The transcript is spliced from 3 exons. The record is from RefSeq and is a predicted model, not a curated record. Gene Ontology annotation, molecular function: N-acetyl-beta-D-glucosaminide beta-(1,3)-galactosyltransferase activity.
ACAGAGCCUAGAGGAGCAGAGGACAAAAGGAGCUGAGGAACAGAGGUGGAGAGGCAACAGAGCAUGUGACAGUGUAUCUGGAUCUACAGUGAGGAGUCUAAACAUGUCAGAAAACCACCUCCAAAACCGGUGCACGUCAACUAAUAGAAGAGCAGCAGAGGACAGCACCGGCCAAUCAGAAAGAGACAUCUGAGCAUCUCACAAGUAGAUUGAGAUGGAGGAUGGGGGGAAAGCAGCAGGGAGGAAGCCGUGCUGUGUGACUAAUCGACGGACGAUCAUCUGCCUAAUUUUCUUGUGCAGUUUUGUGAUUUUGUACGGCUUUAAUAUGUCCGAGACCUCCAACACCUGGACAGGGCACCUAUGGUCCCACUAUGUCAACACCACUUCUCAAAUGAAGCUAUCAAACUCAGCUCUGAAACAGCUAAUCCUGAGUUUGAACAACAAAAGGACUACAACCAACAUGACUACCUCUACUCCACCCUCUUCUGAAUACAAAUCCCCAGGUCCAUAUUUAGUAGAAUAUCCUCACAAGUACAAUUUUAUCAUUAACCAACCAACAAAAUGUGAAGAAUUGAAACCAUUUUUAGUUUUGGUUGUUCCUGUGGCACCUCAAAACAUAGAAGAUCGCAAGAUUAUUCGUGACACCUGGGGAGCCAGAGAAGUCCUAUCAAACAAAAAUGUCACGUUGUUUUUUCUUUUGGGCCUUGGUGAAAUCAACGAAAAUGAGUUAUUAGAAGAAAGCAAACACCAUAAGGACAUAAUUCAAAGUGAUUUCGUGGAUUGCUACAAAAAUUUGACAAUAAAGACCAUGGUAAUGCUAGAGUGGUUGGACACAUAUUGCCACCAGGCUUCUUAUGCAAUGAAAAUCGACUCAGAUAUGUUUUUGAACGUACCAAAACUGAUCGAAAUGCUGGAACAUGCCCCGAAAACUAACUAUCUGAGCGGACUGGUGGAGUGGGCAGCUAGCGUUCACCGACACACAACAUCCAAAUGGUUCGUUCCUUUUGAGAUUUUUAGCAGGACAACCUUCCCGCCAUACGCACUUGGUCUGGGAUAUGUUUUAUCUCUGAAUUUGCCGAAGAAGUUGCUAGAAGCGUCGCAAGAGGUGAAGGCUUUGUACAUUGAGGAUGUGUACCUGGGGAUGUGCAUGCACCAUUUGGGUCUUUCCCCCACUGACCCGCUCAUACAAGGAGCUUUCCACGUUUUCCCAUUGUAUUAUAACCGGUGUCAAUACUCGAAAAUCAUAGCCACUACUCUAGACACGCACACAAACAGAAGGCAGCUGUGGGCGGACUUUACAAAACCAGGGCCGUAUUGUUGAAGUGCAUAUGACAGGUUUUCAUGUUUUUUUCUGGUUCUGACUUGGUUUGGUGGGAUAGUAUCUGUUGUCAAUAGGCAAUUUUGUGGAAAAAGAAGACAAAACUCUAACUAGAACAAGGAAGGCAUUUUUCUGGCAGUAUAAAAUUAUUUUAACUUAAUUUAAAAGAUAAAGGUUUAAAACUUUGCCUUUGGAUGUUUUUUUUUCUCUUUUAUCUUUGUGAAGGAUGGAGGCUGAGAGAGUGGCUUCUGUGUAUUUAUCACAUAAAACCCAUCAACGGAAGCAAUUGGCUGUUUGUGGCUCCCAAACAGCCAAUUGCUUCUUCUUCUUUCAGAUUAUGACAUCACUGCGUCACUGGAGCAUAGUCUCUGAUUGGUUGAUGUGGCGCAUCAAACGACAGAAUUUCAGCUUUUGCAGCUCUGGUGUCUGACGACUCUCCCAGUUUGUCCUGUGACUGAUUUGGUAAUAUUACUUUAGAAACAUCCCUGCAUUGUUAUCAUGAGGGACAUCACUUCUCCACAGAUCUGACCUGUAACCUUUAAAGGUUCAUUAUGUAACUAUUUUCCUGUGGGGUUCCUUCAUGGAGAAGUUUUUACUUUCCCUACAAU